CAUAAAAGUUCAUUUAUGUCGUCAGAAAAUGCGCCUGUUUAUUUUGGAAUACGUACGGUACUGAGGACAUUAACGAAUCAGAUGUUUUCGCGCUAAUAUACUCUGAUACGUAUGCGCAGUAUUUCUGCGACGAAUGAGUUGAAUGGGUUUGUCGUUUAUAGUUCGUAAUAAAAUUCAGCGAAGUAAUAAUUUGUGUAUCGGAAUAAAAGUGGCAAAUAUCCUAUGUAAUUGCACACGUUAUCACUAACAUGUUUUCUAUAUAAGAUUACAACUUUGAUAUAAUACUUGUUCUGAUAUUUUUAAUAUGACAUAGCAAAUUUAAUGAUCAUGACUGUUUCAUAUUUAUAAAUAAUCAUUAUUACAAUUUAAAAAAAAAUGGAUUCAGUAUAUGGACAUUAUAAUCAGAACGCUUCAGAAAAAAUUAAUAUAAAGGAAUAUUUUUCAAGAUAUUCCAAUAUUAUUAAGCCUUGUUAUCUUGGUUGGUUGGCUUCAACAACCGAUCAAUCUAUUCUUAAAAUAAUGAAAAAUGAUUUAGGAAAUGAGGAAAUGGAUUUGUUGUCAGAAUACUGCAGCGAAGAAAAUUUAACUAUACCAGGAGAGAUUCCUAGAUUGAAAGAAAAUCUACCAAUAAAAAAUAAAGACUUACGUAAAGUAUCUAUGAUCACAGAAGAUAUUAAUUUAGAAACGAUUCGACAGUUGAAAAAGAGAAAAGAAACAAAGGAUCAAUAUCAUUUCAAAUUUACUAGCGAAUUAUUUAUUAAGUAUGGAAAGAUCAACAAAUACAAUGAAAGCACGAUUGAUCUUGCUAUACCGUACGAAGAUAUUUUCAUUGAUAUUAGAAUAUAUGAACCUUUUAUGCAUUCAUCGAAUCAAAUGAAAAGUAACUACAGAAAGGCAAGACCUACCUUGAAAUAUGUGAUAACAAUGUUAGGGAAACAGACGCUUGCUGAAUUGCGCGAUAAAAUAAAAUGCUUAUCCGAUUUAUCGAUUCCAGUAGAAACCAGUGAUAAUCCUAAUCAAUCAUUUCAACCAUUGGCAAAAGAUGUGUACAAGUCAGGCUUCUUUUAUAUAGAAGAUACAUUUUACAACGACUUUAGAGAUCCAGCAAAUAUAGAUUAUAGCGAAGUAAUAGUAGAAUGGGCAAAGAUAAAACAAUUAGGACCAUUUCAUACUGAUUCUAUGGAAAAAGUUACAAUAGAUUCUCUUUCUGUAAGAUUUGGUUAUCCAUGGGUAUAUCAGCAUCAAGGCUUUUGUGAACAUCUCAUUAUAUUCAGUGAUGCAAGAUUGGUACAACCUUAUGACGAAUUACAUAUAUCUGCAUAUCCAAGAAUACAAAGAAUCAGACCCCAAAGAGCUAAUUAUUGCUUCAUGUGCGGAAUUCUGCCUGUUAGAUGGAUUACAACAGAUCACGAUAGAGUACCUCAUAAUCCUUGCUUUUUUUGUGAAAAUUGUUUUAAGUCAUAUAAUUACAUUGGUGGUAAAAAGAUUGGAAAUUUUAAAGCAUAUCGCUAUCCCUAUGAUUCUACCCUCAUAGGAGAAGAGGAAGAGGAAGAGAAAGAGGAAGAGGGAGAAAAAGAAAAAGAAAAAGGAAAAAAAAAAGGAAAAGAGAAAGAGAAAGAAAAAGGAAAAGAAAAAGAGAAAGAAAAAGAAGAUAUAUAGAAAAAGUAAAUAUUAAUGUAAUUCUAACAAUUUCGAAUAUAAAUAUAUUGAAAACGAUGUAUAAAAAAUAUACAAAAAUAAAAUUAUUUUACUGAUCGUUUUAA
Vespula vulgaris is the source of this 1763-nucleotide messenger RNA. It is a transcript of the gene Pbp49, whose product is annotated as snRNA-activating protein complex subunit 3. The transcript is spliced from 5 exons. Gene Ontology annotation, cellular component: snRNA-activating protein complex. Gene Ontology annotation, molecular function: core promoter sequence-specific DNA binding; bent DNA binding; RNA polymerase III type 3 promoter sequence-specific DNA binding. Gene Ontology annotation, biological process: snRNA transcription by RNA polymerase III; snRNA transcription by RNA polymerase II. The record is from RefSeq and is a predicted model, not a curated record. NCBI's taxonomy places the organism in Eukaryota, Metazoa, Arthropoda, Insecta, Hymenoptera, Vespidae. Bases 376 to 1659 code for a protein of 427 amino acids.